Tachyglossus aculeatus (Australian echidna) is the source of this 2215-nucleotide messenger RNA. It is a transcript of the gene FAM78A, whose product is annotated as family with sequence similarity 78 member A. NCBI's taxonomy places the organism in Eukaryota, Metazoa, Chordata, Mammalia, Monotremata, Tachyglossidae. Bases 1099 to 1950 code for a protein of 283 amino acids. The record is from RefSeq and is a predicted model, not a curated record. The transcript has 2 exons.
CUGCACUUUCAGCUCAGCGACCUGCAGGACAGUCCAGCGCUCGACACCCCUCCUCUAAGCCGACCCCCGACCCGAAAAACACCCCCCAUCUCCCAUCCCCCUUUACCCCACCAGGAGGAAAGUUGGGCCCAACUUUUCAGAAGAGGCUUUGAAGGGCUUCUCCCUUCCCGCAGCGCAGCCGGGUGGAGAGACCCCCUGCCCAGGAAAAAAGAAAAUCCAAAAGAAGGGGGGGCAGGAGGACCCUCGGACCCCACACUCAAAGAGCCCACUAGCCCGGGAGCCCCCUGGCCCAGGAGCAAGUUGCAGAACAGUGGCCAACGUGGUGCAAUGUGACCGUUCCGAGGAUCGGAAAUAGCUUUUUUCGUGGUGGCUUUUUCCUUCCCGCUGCUUUUUUCCCCACCCCCCACCCCCCCUUUUUUUUGGGAAUGCGAACCAAAGUGUGACAGCCAUUCGACAACCAACCGCACCUCCCGGGAGUUAUAUUUAUUGCAGGUUCAACCUCUCUCCUCCUGGAAGCCUCAAGUUGGAGGAGUUGCUGUCGCGUCCUUUUGCUGAUUGCAUAGACACUGUUAUUUAAUUUAUUACACUGUGCGCGUGUGAGAGAGAGGGAGUGUGUGUGUGUGUGUGUGUGCGUGUGACGAGAAAGAGAGAGCAGGAAAGGAAGAGGAGCAGGAAGUAGAUUCGCCGCAUUUGGGGUGACAAGGCUGAGAGGGGACAUCCUUUUUUAUUUGUAUGUGUCAGCGCUCUGCUUCUUCAUCCAAAGAAUCAAGGCCAAGCCUCUAACGUCCCCCCGCCAGGUGAGGAAGGCAAGGAAGCAAGGAAAGGGCCAGAUCGCGACGCGAAAUGCUUAUUUAUUGAACUCCAAACUUUUCUUUUUUAAACCCAAAGAGUACCUGAAAUUUUACCCAUUGCUCGAGGAGAACAAGGCCUUCCAGGCUUCCGAUAUGCUGCUCAGUCCUUAUUCGUAAGAGGACGAGAGAUACUGACCUGAAGCAUCCUCUCCCCUCCAGCUGAUAAAUUUUUGUAUCCUAUGGAUAUUGGUCUCCAGACUACCCCUCGGGAAGAUCUGUAUUGGAUCAAGCUGCUCUGACGAUUUCAAUGCCUAAACUUCUGUGGGACUGUUGGCGUUUACUAAAUAUUGACCUGGUACUGUAUGCCAUGGGCUGUAUUCAGAGCAUCAACUGCAAAUCUAAAGUUUUCCGGGAAAGUAUUUCGGUGAUCGACGUGAAAGCUUCCAUUGAUCCCAUCCCCACCAGCAUCGAUGAGUCCUCCAGCGUGGUCCUCCGCUACAGGACUCCACACUUCCGAGCUUCCGCCCAAGUGGUCGUGCCACCCAUCCCGAAGAAGGAGACCUGGAUCGUGGGCUGGAUCCAAGCCUGCAGCCACAUGGAGUUUUACAACCACUACGGCGAUCAGGGCAUGUCGAGCUGGGAGCUCCCAGAUCUACAGGAAGGCAAAAUCCAGGCCAUCAGUGACUCCGAUGGCGUGAACUACCCCUGGUACGGCAACACCACGGAGACGUGCACCAUCGUGGGCCCUACCAAAAGAGACUCAAAAUUUAUCAUCAGCAUGAAUGACAACUUCUACCCCAGCGUCACGUGGGCGGUGCCCGUCAGCGAGAGCAACGUGGCCAAACUGACCAGUAUCCACAGGGAUCAGAGUUUCACCACCUGGCUGGUGGCCACGAACACUGCCACCAAUGACAUGGUCAUCCUCCAGACUCUCCACUGGCGCAUGAAGCUGGGCAUCGAGGUGAACCCCAGCCGGCCUCUGGGACAGCGUGCCAAGCUCCGGGAACCGACCGCCCAAGAGCCGCCUCAGAUCCUGAGCAAAAAUGAGCCAAUACCACCCAGUGCCCUUGUCAAACCCAACGCCAACGAUGCUCAGGUGCUUAUGUGGCGGCCCAAGGAUGGGCAGCCCUUGGUGGUGAUCCCACCCAAGCACCGGUAAGAAAGCAGGGCUUCUGGCUCGGGGCGGGAAACGCUGCUCUCGUCAACUACUACUACUGGUUCCAAACAAACAAAAAAUAAUAAUAUCAAAGCAAAAUCAAGAUGCACUUUGCGGUCAUUCAACAAAAUGCAACCAUUCUACCUUCUCCACCGGGACGGAAUUCACUGUGUUUGAAGCUCCAGAGAAGACCUCUGGGGGUUUUCUCGUCACCUGCUUCCUAAGGGGGGAAAUGGCCUCUCCAGAUCCAUACAACCUAUACACCAAA